AGAACGAAGUCUAUAAAAGCCACCGCUCGCGCUCUUUCCGAAAAAUUGAAAAAAAAUCUGCUGCGUGGUGAAGUGCUGCUGCCAAUUAAGUAACUUUUCUACAUUUCCGCCGUUUUAAGUCGCAACUCAAGACUCCCAGCCAAGAUGGUGUACCAGGUGAAAGACAAGAACGACCUCGAUGGACAACUGCAGAAGGCCUCCGGCAAGCUGGUGGUGCUGGACUUCUUCGCCACCUGGUGCGGACCCUGCAAGAUGAUCUCGCCCAAGCUGGCUGAGCUGUCCACGCAGUACGCCGACAGCGUUGUCGUCCUGAAGGUCGAUGUCGACGAGUGCGAGGACAUUGCCAUGGAAUACAACAUCUCCAGCAUGCCCACCUUUGUGUUCAUCAAGAACGGCGUCAAGGUCGAGGAGUUCGCCGGAGCCAACGCCUCGCGACUGGAGGAUGUCAUCAAGGCCAACAUCGCCAAGUAGGGCACCGCACAGACGUCUGGCCGUCCCCUUGAUCCACCUAUGAGUUCUCUUCAUAACAUUUAGUUAAUUAUUCCAUAAGUGCAGGGUCUGCUCCGUUCCUGGUGCUCCGCUCGCUCCCAGUCACACGGAGCUGCAGUGCAGCCUGCAAGGUGAGGGAUCGCAGUGGCGGCUCUUGGAACCGCAACAAAAGUGAGAAACUAAGUGGCUUUUAAUCGUAAAUUUUGCUUAAUUAACAAAACACAAUAAAUCACACAAAGAUUGUUCACUUUUGUAUUGAAAACAUUAAACAAACGCUAUUGCAGCCAGUUGUCCAAGAAUGCGAAAAAAAUAAAUGUAAUACACA
This is a messenger RNA of Drosophila biarmipes, 814 nucleotides long. RefSeq names its product thioredoxin-2 (gene Trx2). Gene Ontology annotation, molecular function: protein-disulfide reductase activity. The transcript is spliced from 3 exons. The record is from RefSeq and is a predicted model, not a curated record. Bases 145 to 471 code for a protein of 108 amino acids. NCBI's taxonomy places the organism in Eukaryota, Metazoa, Arthropoda, Insecta, Diptera, Drosophilidae.